AUGAGGACGGUAUGGAGUCGGCGGCGCGAGCUACAGCUGGGCUACGUGUGGAGCAUGGACGGUGCUGCGUAUUUGGCGAUGGACAUGGCCGUGGUCGCCCGGGUCCCGGGUGCUGGGGUGGCGCAGCGGCCGGAGUUGGAAUGGUUGGAGAAUGCAUCCCCGUACGAGAGUGAGUUGUACUGGAUGCGGAACUACUGGCGGAGUUUUACGCCGGAGGCCUACGCCGUCUUGUCGAAGACCAUCAGCGGGUGGCCGUCGAAGCGGCUGAGUGCGUGGCCGCCGCGGUGGCUGCAGAUCCUCCAGACGCGAAGCCUGUCGGCGCAGGAGUUGGCGGAGUGGCAAGUGUCCAGAGAGCCCGGGGAUGAGUCGUCGGAGACGGUGGAGGUGCCCGGGUACGUGCCGGUGUUGGGGAGGAUGACCAGGUUCGCCACGCGUGCGGGCGUGUUCCGGAACGACGUGGAGGCGCAUGCAGCGCUGAGGAACGCGUUGCCGGAGGAUGCGUGGCGCGCAUUUCGGAGCGUGGAUACGGCGCAGUUGGGGCGUUGUCGACUGGAGUAUUUAGAGUUCGCUGCGUACAUAUCGGCCUUUUUACGUUCGCCCUUUGGGCUAGUCAGCCGUAGGCUGGAGAACGCUUUGGACGCCGAACCCUGGCAUCCACGGCGACGUCGAUUGUGGGUGGCUGGUUGUUUGCUGCAGCACGCGCGUGUGUGUACCGUCCAGCUUGCGCGGUUUUGCGUCGCCGUUCUCGGCUGCGUGGCCUGGGGACCCGGGCGGCUGUUCUGUUUGGACACUCAAAACCGGCUGCGCGUGCGUUUCCUUCGCGAAAAGUGGUCGGCAAACGCGUCUGCGGAGGACUUACAGCAACGCCUCGCCCAACUGCCAAGCGUCACCGCGGCCGAGUUCGCCCGUAUGCCCGACGAGUGGGGUACCGGCUCGCCCACCCAGCAGCUCGCCUCCGAGCUGCAACUCAAUUGGGCCGCUGCCUUCUGGGCCCCGCUGGAUCGCCGCCAGUACGAACAAUUACGCAACACAUCCCAGAGCCAACAGCGCUUCGGGGCCGUCCGCAGGGCGCGGGUACAAGAAGCCGCCGACUCGGUGUGGAUGACGAUACCGAAUAGCGCGGAGACCGUGUACAUACCCGAAAUAAUAACCUUAACGGAAUUUGCGAAACGCGCCAUGCUCUUCAAAACCGAGUUCGACGCCUACGAAGCGCUGCGCCGGUCGAUUCCGGAGCAGGCGUGGAAGAGACUGCGUGGCGUGCAGGCCACGCAGUUCGGCACCUGCACAUGGGAAUGUCUAGAACUGAGCCGAAUCAUUUCCAUCUUCUUUGAAUCCGCCUUCGGCUCGGUUAACCGGAGCCUGGAACGCACCAUUUUCGGUCAUGUCGCGCCCGACCCACUCACACGACGCUGGUGGAUCACGGCCUGCCUCCUCCAACACGCCCGCGUGUCCACCAUCGACCUACUCGAGUUUUGCAUCAGCCAACUCAAAUACGAACCCCGACUGGAAUCAGGACUCAUAUCAAGACUGGAUCUAACACUGAAUCCCGAACUCGAAUGCUUUAGACAAUACCCGUACACCAUACACCAUCCAAUUCGGAACGCAGAAGAGGUCCGGGCCCUCGCCACCCGUCUUGCCACCCAACUGCGCCGCAUGGGAAGCGUCUCCUUCGCUGAGUUCAACACACUUACGAGACCCGCUGUCACCACCGCCUCCACGAGACACCCAAUAAUCCUUACGAGAUAUGCCACUUCUACAGGACGCGCUACUCUCAAGGGACACGCAACCACCAAGACCACUCCCAAGCUGCAGGCUACCCGCGUAGAGGACGUGCCUCCCCAGCUACAGCACCUUCGACGGCGUGGCAACAAAAGAGAGGCCGCGGCACGCCUGCCGCAGGACGCUGAAACUCCAGCCGCAAACAAAACGAGAAAGUGCGUCACGCAGUCAGAGCACCAACCGCGGGACCAGAGUCCACUGGACCUGAGUCCACUGGACCUGAGUCCACUGGAUCGGAGUCCACUGGAUCGGAGUCCACUGGAUCGGAGUCCACUGGACCGGAGUCCACUGGACCGGAGUCCACUGGACCGGAGUCCACUGGACCGGAGUCCACUGGACCGGAGUCCACUGGACCGGAGUCCACUGGACCGGAGUCCACUGGACCGGAGUCCACUGGACCUGAGUCCACUGGACCUGAGUCAACGGCCGAACCAUACCGCCUAA
Messenger RNA from Gregarina niphandrodes, 2223 nucleotides. RefSeq lists its product as hypothetical. NCBI's taxonomy places the organism in Eukaryota, Apicomplexa, Conoidasida, Eugregarinorida, Gregarinidae. Bases 1 to 2223 code for a protein of 740 amino acids. The record is from RefSeq and is a predicted model, not a curated record. The transcript has a single exon.